AUGUCCGCCGUCUUCGCGCGCAAAGCCGCCCUGCGCAAGGGCAUGCUCCGCACGCUCCGCCAGAUGCCCGAGGACGCCGUCGCCUCGCAAUCCGCGGCCGUCGCGCGCAUCCUCGUGCAGCAGGAUUGGUACAAGUCCGCGCAGACUGUAGGGUGCUAUCUCUCGAUGGCGCGUGGCGAGCUGCGCACAACGGAAAUCGUCGCCGACCUCCUCGCAAAUGGCAAGGCGCUGUACACGCCGUACCUCCCGCCAGCGGCGAUCGCAGGCGAAGAUAACCUGAUGCACAUGUUGCGGCUCUACUCGCCCGCGGACCUCGCCGCGUGCCCCACGGACAAAUGGGGCAUCCUGGACCCGGGCACGCAGCGGCACGACGCCGCGGGCCCGCGAGAAGACGCUAUGGACGGCCCGCCGCUGGACCUCAUCCUCGUGCCGGGUGUCGCGUUCGACGCGCACUGCAAUCGCCUCGGGCGCGGCAAGGCGUUCUACGACCGCUUCCUCGCCACGUACACGGCACAGCGGCGGCGACCGUUGCUCAUGGCGCUCGCACUGGAACCGCAGCUCAUCGACGAGGACGUGCCGGUCACCCCGGACGACUUUACGCUCGACGGUGUGGUGAGCCCGCGCGGCGUGGUGUGGCGCGACGGCAAGCCGAGAGCGUAG
Cutaneotrichosporon oleaginosum is the source of this 660-nucleotide messenger RNA. RefSeq lists its product as uncharacterized. Gene Ontology annotation, cellular component: mitochondrion. Gene Ontology annotation, molecular function: 5-formyltetrahydrofolate cyclo-ligase activity. The record is from RefSeq and is a predicted model, not a curated record. Gene Ontology annotation, biological process: tetrahydrofolate interconversion; folic acid-containing compound biosynthetic process. Lineage: Eukaryota; Fungi; Basidiomycota; Tremellomycetes; Trichosporonales; Trichosporonaceae.